GGGACGCGAGAUCUCUUUUCUCCCAAUGGUUCCAUGCACUCGUCAUCCCUCUUCGGCUCUCAUAGCCCCACAUUUCAAAUCACUCAUCAUCGCUUUUGCUCUUCAAUUCCGCUUCCGACCGUCUGCGCCCACCUGCCUUUCUUGCGCCAGCACUUUGAUUCCUUUUAGUUUCCGCGUCACAUUCAACUUGCGCCUCUUUUCUUUCCUUUCCUCGAACCACCCAAGGCAUGUCCAGGCACUCUUUAGGUCCACUUAAGGACGAGGACUGGAUCAUUAGCAGUUCGUCUCAAAGCCAGAAACAGCAGCAACAACAACAGCAACAACAACAACAGCAGCAGCAGCAACAGCAAUUGCAGAAGCAAACACAGUCAUAUAAUCAGUAUCCAAACUCAUAUUACAGCCAGCGAACAACGACCGUCGUAGGACCCAGGCGCUCCCUCGAGUCGUGGCGGAGGCCCAGCUAUCUGAGGAACAGCUUCAGUCGUCAGAGUCCUCUCCCACGAGCCAUCGAAGGUUCGAGGCUGGAGAGAUUGCCGUUGGGAACUGGAGAGCCGGCCGGUCCAUGGCGAGCGCUGACAGGGCAAUUCACACCACAGGAUUGGCUGAACUGGAGAGACAUGCGGCCAGUGGAGGAGCCUCAUCUUUACAAGGCAUACCAAGCUGCCCGAGGAGACAAUCGAGGGAGAGGGACCCCAGCGCCUGCACAGAGGGCCUUACUUCCACCACCAACACCAGCAACUCCGCCAGCAACUCAAAGACCAUCCACCCCGCUGCCGUCAGCUCAACAAGCACCACCAGUGCCCUCAUCGGCUAGAGAAACAGCAACACGGUCGUUAUCUCAAGCGACAUCAUCGACUACACCAGCUUUAGAUGUGAAUGCGCGCGUGGAGGAAGGUCUCGUCAACUUGGACUUUGAUGACACAUCAACAGAAACUGGAAUGUCCCCGCCACGCAUUCCGGCGGCGGUAGCAGAUCUGAUCGACCUGGACUUCUCAAUCGGAGCAAAUAUGGAGACGAGUCGGAUGGGUGGCAUGGUGGAUAAGGUCUUUUUGGAUGGCGAUGUCGAUGCGGAGUACAUGGUCAAGCAAGGAAACCUUGUCGAUUUAUCUUUGGGCAUCGAGAAGGCAUUGAUUGACCUCUCGGACUCCGAGCCUGCUUCUGCCUCAGCUCCCAUUAUCAGGAAGCAAAGAGCUAGCUUGAUCGAUUUCACGGACGAUGAUAACGAUGUCAGUGACAGUGAUAUUGACCACGAUGGCGACAGCGGCGGCAGUAACAGCAACAACAUCAGCAUCAGCAGCAACGUUGGUAGCAAUAUCAAUAAUAGCAUCAAUAGGGAAGUCGACAGCAGUCAAAACGAUAGCGCCGUGGAAGAUGAUUAUGAGAGCGACAGCGAAAGCGAUAGCGACAGUGACAGCGAUAGUGGCAGUGACAGUGAUGACGAUGAUCCCGAAUGCUGGCAGACGCUUGCGGACGGAACGAUGCUCGUUCGCCUCACGACCUUGGAGAGCAUCAGGGGAGACCUACAGCAGGCAAAGGUCACCUGGGAGGAACUGAUGAUGGCAAAGAUUUGAAAAAGACAUUAUUCUCUUCUGCGCUAGUGCUUUGCUCAGGUAUACCCCAUUGGAAAUUUUCUUCGCUCUUUGCACUUCCUUUCAUUACAUUUUUGUACCAUAUUACAUUGCAUCGAAAUAAAAAAAACCC
Gamsiella multidivaricata is the source of this 1701-nucleotide messenger RNA. RefSeq lists its product as uncharacterized. The transcript has a single exon. Lineage: Eukaryota; Fungi; Mortierellomycota; Mortierellomycetes; Mortierellales; Mortierellaceae. The record is from RefSeq and is a predicted model, not a curated record. The coding region runs from base 228 to 1571 and encodes 447 amino acids.